CGGCGACCUCCGGGCGGGCGUGAGCGGCGCCACUUCCGCUUCCGGCGGCGGAAUGGUGCCGCCGGUGCUGCUGCCGGUGCUGGUGCUGGCGCUGGGCGCGGCGGUUCGCGGCGGCUCCGGGCCCGUCACCUGCGGCUCCGUGGUGAAGCUGCUCAACGUGCGGCACAAUGUCCGCCUGCAUUCGCACGACGUGCGCUACGGCUCCGGCAGCGGGCAGCAGUCGGUGACCGGGGUGUCGGCGGCGGAUGACGGGAACAGCUACUGGCGGGUGCGGGGCCGCACGGCGGCCGUGUGCGAGCGGGGCCGGCCGGUGCGGUGCGGGCAGCAGAUCCGCCUGACCCACCUGGGCACCGGCCGCAACCUGCACAGCCACCGCUUCACCUCCCCGCUCUCCGGGAACCAGGAGGUGAGCGCGUUUGGGGAGGCCGGCGAGGGCGACUACCUGGACGACUGGACAGUGGUUUGCAGCGGGACGUACUGGGCGCGGGACGGCGAGGUGCGCUUCCAGCACACCUCCACCGAGGUCUUCCUCUCGGUGACGGGCGAGCAGUAUGGGCGGCCCAUCCACGGGCAGAAAGAGGUGCACGGCAUGGCCGCCUCCAGCCAGAACAACUACUGGAAGGUGAUGGAGGGCAUCUUCAUGCAGCCCAGCGAGGUCUUCAAAGCGGAGCAGUACCAUGCUGAGUUGUGACGGACAGACAGACUGACGCUGAGCCGCUGGGUGCUGCCCUGUGGCAUUUGGGUUGGCUCAACCCAGAGGACAGACCCUGUACCCACCUGGGUCUGAUACACACCAGGGUGCAGAGCCCCAAAUCCAACACAAGGCAGAUCCCAAUGUCCAAACCUGACCAAAAGCAGCGCCCAACGUCCAAGAUCCAACAUGAAACAGGUCCCCAGGUCCUAAAUCCAGCCCAAAGCAGGUCCUAAUGUCCAGACCUGACCCAAAGCAGAGCCCAGCAUCUGAGAUCCAGCACAAAGCAGGUUCCCACGUUCCAAAUCCAGUACAAAGCUGAGCCAAACAUCCGACAUGAACCAGGUCCUCGUGUCCUAAAUCCAGCCCAAAGGGAAUCCUAAUGUCCAGAUCUGAUUGAAAGCAGAGCCCAGUGUCCAAGAUCCAAUAUGAAGCAGGUCCCCAGGUCCUAAAUCCAGCCCAAGGCAGAUCCUAAUGUCCAGACCUGACCCAAAGCCCAGCCCAACAUCCAACAUGAACCAGGUCCCUGUGACAUAAUCCUAAUGUCCAGACUUGACCCAAAGCCAAGCCCCACAUCCAGGCCCGACCCAGAGCAGAUUCCUAAACUCCACAACCCUCCCCUUGCAGCUCCCUCCAGCCAAGACCCCCCCCACAGGAGCUGCACCCCACACUGUAUCCCAAACCUCUCCCUGUGCGCGGCAAGGACCCGGGACCAUAAAAGAGCUGAAUCCUC
Columba livia (rock pigeon) is the source of this 1424-nucleotide messenger RNA. It is a transcript of the gene SDF2, whose product is annotated as stromal cell derived factor 2. Bases 53 to 691 code for a protein of 212 amino acids. The transcript has 3 exons. The record is from RefSeq and is a predicted model, not a curated record. NCBI's taxonomy places the organism in Eukaryota, Metazoa, Chordata, Aves, Columbiformes, Columbidae.